AGGACCUUUUGCAAUAAGGCAAAAAAAGCCGGAUGGAUAAAGGAAGUGUUGGUCACUCUGGAGGCACAUGGGUUUGGGGAAGGCUCCCGGCCGCCAUAGCCCUCUGUGGAGCCUGAUCCCGGCUCUCCUCACUCACCUCAAUCCCCAGGCAGCCCAUCCACAGGGCCCCUCUCCUGCCUGGACGGCUCUGCUGGUCUCCCUGUGCCCUGGAAGAGAGCAAGGCCAUGGGUCGGACCCUGCUGCUGCCCCUGCUGCUGCCGCUGCCAGUAUUCCUGCAGGCUGGUGGCUCCGCAGGAUCCAGUCCAGGGUACCCCUAUGGGGUCACUCAACCAAAAUACCUCUCGGCCCCCAUGGGUGGCUCUGUGGAGAUCCCCUUCUCCUUCUAUCACCCCUGGGUGUUAGCCAGACCUCCCAAUGUGAGAAUACGCUGGAGACGGGACCACUUCCAUGGGGAGGUCUUCUACAGCACAAGGCCACAUUUCAUUCACAAGGAUUUCUCAGACCGGCUCUUCCUGAGCUGGAAAGAGGGUCAGGAGAGCGGCUUCCUCAGGAUCUCAAACCUGCAAACGGAGGACCAGUCUGUGUAUUUCUUCCAAGUCCAGCUGGACAUACAGACAGGUGACAUAAACAAAUCAGAGACAAAGAAGUGGCAGUCCAUUGAGGGAACCAACCUCACCAUCACCCAGGGUGAGUCCAGCUGUCCUGGCACCUGCCUCGCUCACCACUGUGAAGGUUUUGGUGACCAGUGACAUCUUCACAUGUAAACCUGGUCAUCUGGAUUGAAAGCUGUUAGCAUUUCACC
Molecule: messenger RNA, 802 nt
Organism: Saimiri boliviensis boliviensis (Bolivian squirrel monkey)
Lineage: Eukaryota; Metazoa; Chordata; Mammalia; Primates; Cebidae
Product: paired immunoglobulin-like type 2 receptor beta
Molecular function (GO): MHC class I protein binding
Source: RefSeq, a predicted model, not a curated record